Messenger RNA from Cebus imitator (Panamanian white-faced capuchin), 1821 nucleotides. It is a transcript of the gene ASB9, whose product is annotated as ankyrin repeat and SOCS box containing 9. Gene Ontology annotation, biological process: protein ubiquitination; intracellular signal transduction; positive regulation of protein catabolic process. Lineage: Eukaryota; Metazoa; Chordata; Mammalia; Primates; Cebidae. The transcript has 8 exons. Bases 485 to 1369 code for a protein of 294 amino acids. The record is from RefSeq and is a predicted model, not a curated record. Gene Ontology annotation, molecular function: protein binding.
GUGCAGAUGGCCAGGGCGUGCUGUGCAUGAUACUGUGCAAGCAAUUCAGCAGGGCUGCUGCUGCAAAACCAGCGUUCUCAGCUCUGGGUGCUGGGGCUUGUCUCCAUAACAAGCUACCAUGUAACAAACGGAUCUCAGCAGGGUGAACAACACUCGCAGAAAGUGAGCUGUUUACUUCGUCCCCACCCUGCUCCCUUAACUCUAAAAAGUUACAAACUGUAAGUUUCCUUCCUGAUAAAUGCCAAGGCUUCCUCACUGAUUGGUCUCAGUUUGGGAAAGGACGUGACAUCAGCAACUUCGGAGACUGGGGGCUGGAGGGUUCUUGUGGCCUCUGCCGGGCCUCCAGCCAGUUAGACCAUUUGACCAGGACGUGUGCAGCUCAGCCAGCCACAUAAAUUUUUCAGGAGCAAGGGGAGCAUGAAGUUUGGGCUUUGCUGAGCAACUGAAGUACGGCGCAGAGCUUGCUCACUCAGGAGAGAGCACCAUGGAUGGCAAGCAAGGGGGCAUGGAUGGCGGCAAGCCCGUGGAGCCAAGAGAUGCUUCUGACACCAGGCUUCUUUCGAACCCAUUGAUGGGCGAUUUUGUGUCUGAUUGGUCUCCUGUGCAUGAAGCCGCAAUUCACGGACGUCAGCUGACUCUGAGGAAACUCAUCAGCCAGGGGUGGCUUGUGAAUAUCGUCACAGCAGAUCAUGUUUCUCCACUCCAUGAAGCCUGUCUCGGAGGUCAUCCCUCUUGUGCAAACAUUUUAUUACAGCAUGGAGCACAGGUGAAUGGCAUGACAACAGACUGGCACACUCCACUCUUUAAUGCUUGUGUCAGUGGCAGCUGGGAUUGUGUGAAUUUGCUCCUGCAGCAUGGAGCCAACCUUCAACCUGCGAGUGAUCUGGCAUCCCCCAUCCAUGAAGCAGCUAAGAGAGGCCACGCGGAGUGUGUCGACGCUCUUAUAGCUCAUGGGGUCAACAUUGACCAUAACAUCAGCCACCUGGGCACUCCACUCUAUUUGGCUUGUGAAAACCAGCAGAUAGCCUGUGUCAAGAAGCUUCUGGAGUCAGGUGCAGAUGUGAACCAAGGCAAAGGUCACGAUUCUCCACUUCAUGCAGUGGCCAAGACGGUCAGUGAAGAGCUGGUUUGCCUACUCAUGGAUUUUGGAGCAGACACCCAGGCCAAGAAUGCUGAAGGCAAACGUCCUGUGGAGCUGGUGCCUCCAGAGAGCCCUUUGGCCCAGGUCUUCUUGGAGAGAGAAGGGCCCCCUUCUUUGAUGCAGUUAUGCCGCCUUAGAAUUCGGAAGUGCUUUGGAAUCCGGCAGCAUCAUAAGAUAAGCAACCUCAUUCUCCCAGAGGAUCUGAAACGGUUUCUCCUACAUCUUUAAAUGCAUCAAGGGAACGGAUUCACAAACAACAUGAAAACGUUAUUGAGUGUCGUAGCCAUUAGAAUUUAAAAAAUCUAGUUGGGUUUAUAGAGUUUGAUUGAUGUUUUCCAUUAGAUUUGUUAUAGAAACGCACUGCAUACAUUUGUAUUAGUUAGAAGGUAUGAAGACAUUUUUCCCACUUGGAAGAGAAUGUUUAAAAUAACAGCUGUUGUUUUAAAUAUUUACUCCAUGCCAAGCACUUUCUGCAUCAUCUAAUUUAGCCCUCACAGCAACUGGAUCAGUAUGUCCAGUUUCCCAGAGCAAGGAUAGAGGAGUCAGAUUCAAAUAGGUUUUCUAACACUAGCUUAAGUGAUUAUUUGAUCAAGGCAGGAUUUUCCAGCAUCACUAUCCUUGUUCCAUCUCUGCUGUAUGACAAUAAAAAUAAAGAAAUAUGUUUCUUGGUUUAUGUCUAA